CAAAAAGAUGUGGUACGUUGAUCGGAUGGCAAUAGAUAUCAUUUUUCUGAUACAAUAUUGUUGGUGUUGAUUAUCCAGUCCUAACUCAUUUAGCAUUUUUACGAAUGUAUGGCAUUCUUUGUCAAACACCCCUAGCGAACUGACUGAAAGAUUUAUAAAUUUAACAGAUGUAAAGUUUUGAUCUAGUUCUCUAAUUAGGUUCUUAUAUUUAGCUUUCUUGCGGUUAACAUUGUUUGUGAGGUUUGAUUCAAAGCCUACGGUAAGUUCAACAACGUAGAGGUGUUUGUCUGAAGUGGAGAAAAAUAAAAAAUAAUAAUAAUAAUAAUAAUACAACUUUAUUCAUAAUUUCAUUAUAUACAACCAGUGCUGUAACAGUUACAGUUUAUUUGUAACUAGUUACAGUUAUAGUUACAUUGCCAAAAACAUAACUAGUUACCGAUACAAGUUACAGACGCCAAAGUGUAACUAGUUACAGUUACAAAGUUACAAUAUAUUUUUUGUAACUUAGUUACAAAGUUACAAGUUACAUUUAUUGAUUGCAAUUAAGAACGCAUACAAUUCGAAUGGGCCGAAUGGUAAUGAAACUUGCGGCAAAAUUAUUGGCAAGAUUAAUAACUAUUUACCAGAUGUAUCUGCAUGCAUCUGUAAAAUUCCACCAAAUCGAUUUUUUAAUAGAAUUGUCAAUUAAAAAAACUCUGCUAUUAUACAGUCUGAACGAAUAGAUUGGAAAAAAUAUACCUCACUGGCUAGUGGCUUCUGACUUCGCAAUGAAAAAGCAGAAACGUGAAUACGUGAUCAUGACUGAGUCAAGGCCAAGUGAAAUGAGGCCAAAGACCAAUUAUGACGACGCCAAGGCCCAAGUGAAGGCGAGCGACGGCAUUCCGAUCAGUUCGUACUGUGCGUAAAUUUAACGUCAAUCCUUGACUUAAAUUUGUGUCUCAUGAACGGAUUCUGUUGUGUCAGAUUAAAUUAUUCCUGUGUAAAUGAUUAAGAGCUUGCCUGACUGUGUAUUGAUUUAUUUCAUUUUAAAAACGUACACAAAUAGCAACGAACAAAACGUAACUUGUAACUUUGGCAAAAUAACUUGUAAUCGUUUCAAUUUUAUGGCAUUUUUUGUAACUAGUUACCGUUACAGGUACAUGUUCUCAAAAUGUAACAAGUUACCGUUACCGUUACUGAAACAUGUAACGAUUACUUGUAACUAGUUACUUUUAACGAAGUUACUUACAGCACUGUAUACAACAAUGCUUUUGUUAUCAAUGACUAUAUUAUAUAAUCUGUUCUUUGGGUAUAAUUAAAAAAGUGUCUAAAUGUUUGUUGAUAUGUACAGUUAAAGUUUAAAAACAAACUCAUAUACCGCUACAUAAUUAAAAUAUUUACCGCUAAGUAGCUAAAAAACUAAACUAACAUAUUCCGCUAAAUAACUAAACAAUUAAACUUUGUAUAUUGUACAAUCUAAAUUGUUUGAGAGAUACCACUGUCGGUGUUCUCAAUGUUAAAAUCAAUGUUCCUAAUAUCAUACAUGAUUUUCCUUGCCCUUGAACCCCUCAAGCAGGUAAGUGCCGAUCGCAAUAAAGCGAAUGAGGUUCUGGCUCUUAUCCAACUCAUAGUUGUCGCAUAAUUUUCUCCUUUCUUUAUAGCUACCAACUCUGCCAAUCGACUAUAGUAUCUCACACAUUCUUUUCCCAUACCGCCUGUGGUGGUGAAUACGAGUGGCGUAAAUGUUCCUUGCUCUAUUUCGAGGACUCUCCUUGCAUAUAGGCGCUUCUUCUCGUUUUCGUGUAUCUUGUAGACUUGGCGUAGCUCCAGGUCCUUGUACGAAUCAGCAUUGGGAUGACAAACCCUUACAUCAAAAAAGGCUGAUCGUUGACUUUCCCAGAACCCACACGCACGAAUGUCGAGUCCAGCAUCAGGUGCUCUGUUGGAGCCUCCAUUUAGUUGCUCUCCCGCGAUGUCUUGUAGGACAGGCUCAACUUGGACUUCACUACAGACAAUGUUGAGGAGUUCCGCUUCCAGAUCUCUUAACUCAUUGUGGCGCAUAAUUACAAAGCCUCCACGUUUGCAGAUCAUGGCAUGGUCCACCGUGAAGGUAUCCCCACAUACACAUAUGGAGGUGAUGUCGUCGAUUGGCCAAUCAUAGAGCAGCUUUACGGCGUCCCGAAAUUCUCUCUUAUUCAAGUUGAAUCCCUGCUCUUUUAGGGGAAGUGCUGUGAGCCACACAGAUGAUCCUUUUUCCGAAGCCACAUCUAAUAUACGCUGAAUUCUUGGUGGUGCACUCUCUCUAAUACGUUCUGCCCUCUCCUCCCACUCUUGCACUCUUUCUUUUCUAACGGCUUGUUGCGCUGAUUCGUCGGGGUAGCUGAUGUAACUGCGCUACAAUCUGAUCAACAAGGGGUGCUGUCACUCUUUUUGACGACACAUACUGACGUUCUGCCUCAUGACUUGGAUUUUCCAAGCCCAGGCCACCCAGACGUGCUGGAAGUGCUAGAAUGUCCCGAUCGAGUGGAUUGCACUGGUGAUCUGUGAUAGCGGGGAUGAGAAUCUGCGAUAUUGCCUUUUCGAGUGGCUCUAGUAGGUCCUGGAUGUCUGGCAGGGUUCUUAGAAAUAGGAAUAAUAAUAAUAAUAGAAAUAAUAAUAAUAAUAAUAAUAAUAAUAAUAAUAAUGAAAACUUAAUUUAUUGAUUAUUAAGAUAUAUACAACUACAAUGAUUAACCUCGCUUUACAGGUAGUUUAUCAAUGUCUACUUGAAUUGAUACAAUAUAUUUAUUGUACAAUAAUUAUUUUAAGAAGGAUUAUAUUAACAUUAACUUUGGGUUUUCCCACACCUUGUUUCGUUUACAAAAUAUAUAAUAUGAUGUUCGUAUGCAUAUGUUCACGAUUUGCUUUGUUAUGUACAGGCGCGGAUCCAGCCUAAACCCUGACCGUGGCGCACUUCAAAACCGCGCAUAAUUAGGGGGGUCCGGGGGCAUUUCCCCCCGGAAAAUUUUUGAAAUUUGAACCCCGGAAAUGCCAUUCCCUGAGUUCUGAGCAUCGAAUUCUAUCAUAUAAUUCGUCAUUAAUUACGCCAUAUUUUAGACAGCAAAUAACGAAACGCACUAAAUAAGUCAAAUAUUUAAACAACAUAUCAUGUUCUUCAGCGAACGUUGCAACAUUAGAAUGUUACAAAAUCACUGUACUUACAUAAAACCACAAUUCUGUACCGCACGUACUGUUCCUGUGUAUUUCAGGUUCUUCGUAGCAAAAAAUAUCCAAUUAGGGCUGUACAUCGAACUCAAUCAUCUUGGCGUUUCAGUUGCAACGUAGGUCUUUUACGGGGUGGGUUUUUUCCAGCUGCACAUCGAUACCAAGUGUCUUAUUCUCGAUCAUUCGCUUAAACUGUGUAGCACGGAGAGUUACCGUUGUGUGAACAUUGGAUUUUUCACCAUGCUGACAUAGUUUCUGGACAGCAGAAGCACUUGGAGGAAGAGCACUGGUCAUCAAUCGUUGGAGCUCGCUUGCAUUAUGCGUGCUUUCACUGCCAAAAAGUACACAAGUGACGCAAAAACCACCGUUUGUCACAGCAGAGUAAGCCAACCAUGGAAAUCGUGAUAACCAUGCCAACCGGAAACGUCUACCAAUAUUUUCGUGUGUGGAGGAAAAGAAAAAUCAGAACCAGGUUUCCAAUGGCAAUGAUUGCACAGAAUUUCGUACUUUUUUGAAUCAGGAAGACUGGACACCAGAUUUACGUAGUUUAGAUAUCAUCUGGCCACGAAUUGGUGGAAGUUUGUUGUGUUUUGGUGUUAGAUUUUUCUGAAGUAGGACCAAUGUUGGGAGUUACAGAUGAAAUUCCUUUACUAGUGCUGGGAAAUUUGAUUUCACUGUCUGCAGUUUCUUGUGUGUUGCACGCUCGUUUCACAAGAAGCGCAUCGAUCUAAGCUAAUUUGUUUUCUUUUUGGACCAGUCGUCUGCUUUUUAGUAAAUGUAGUCACUUGUGUAGAGGAAGGAGCAGAAAAAACUUUAGUAGAAACUUUAGGAGGAACUUUAGGAUGAACUGGCAUCGCAGACUUCAAUAAGGUAAUUGGGAGGUGUGCUUUAAAAUAAUGGUCUCGUGGCUGAAGUGCUUUAACUGGUUUGCACAAGGUAACAAAAUGAUUUUUGGAAGAUAGAAUUCUUCGAUCAACCAAAUAAGACGGUGGCAUCGCAGCACAAUGAAAGAUAUGGACAUAUUCAAUUGCACUGCCAUCAAGAUAAUCCCGUGGAUAUACUGUAUUGUACAAUUGAAUCCAAGGAAUCCCAAUUUUCUUUCGCUACAGUGUCAUUGGUGAGUGGGUAGAAUGACUGAAUGGCACACUGAAUUACUGUGGACAAGGCAAACAUGCACACCAUGGAUGAGAAUGUGUAAUUUUUUGCAGCUUCCUUUGCUUCUUCUAAAACUGCUGCAUUUCAUUACAAUUCUCGAAAAAAAGUAAGAGCUGCAUCAGAUACACACAUGGCAAAGGCAUUUUUAAGUGUAGUGAACGCUAUUACGUUUUUAUGCUGGGACUCGAUGAAGGAGUGGUUAGCAUAGUAUUUGGCAUUCUCAAACAGUUCAAUACUGGUGAGGCAUCUCAAGUGAGCAGACAAACUCUCAUUCCCGAUUAACGCAAUAGAACAUGCAUUAAAGAGACAAUGAAGUACUGAAAGAAUUUAAGCAUUUAAGUAUCAAUGGUUAUUUUAUAUUAUUUUGUAAAUAUUCUAUUGAAACUUUUAACCAGAAUGUCAAAUUCUUUGCACCACACAGUAAUUAUGUGAUUAUACUUUGCAAACUUCGCUCAAAUUAUCUGGAGAACAAAUGUUAUACCUUGCCAUUUGAGAAAUAGCAAUGGGAUUUUGUUGCAGUUUUAGAUUCGGGAUUAGGUUUUAAUGUCAGGAUUAGGAUGACAUCAUCCACAACAACAUCAAUAUUCAUGCACAACAAACACCUGUGAGGUAGUCACCCUCCAGGGGUCAGUUGUUAAAAAUAUUUGCUGUGUUGGUGUAAUGUACUCUGGUGAAUAAGAUGCUUGUGUGAUGUUAUUAGAAAAUUAUGUUAGGGUUAGUAAUCCAAGUGAGAAUAUAUACAUUUUAAGACCUAACCAGGAACGACUGCACAAAAUGCAGCACAAGGUCCUCUGGUAGGAAAUGAACCUACGGCCCUGCGAUUCCUACCAGAGGACCUUGUGCUGCAUUUUUCACAGUCGUUCCUGGUUAGGUCUUAAAAUGUAUAUAUUCUCACGUGGAUUACUAACCCUAACAUUCUAAUAUUAAUUCCACCAAUGGAGUGCAAGAAUCCAUAUUGUGUGAUGUUACUUUGACUGUAUAUCCACACCGGGCAUGCUUGAAAAAUAUGCCUGGCCACGGUGGGAUUCGAACCUAUGACCUUUGGCCAAGGCAUUGGGAGAGCAUUGGGCUAGUAUUCUUUGGCAGAGCAUUGGGCUAGUAUUCCAAAGGUUGUAGGUUCGAAUCCCACUGUGGCCAGGCAUAUUUUUCAAGCCUGCCCGGUGUGGAUAUACACUCAGAGUAACAUCACACAAGCAUCUUAUUCACCUGAGUACAUUACACCAACAGUCUAACACAGCAAAUAUCAUGAUUAUUAGAUUACACUAAUAUCGAAGGAACUAGACUCAGUUCCAAAGUAUCGCAUACUCGAACCGAUCUGACUGCAUAGCUCAGUUGGCAGAGCAUUGGGCUAGUAUUCCAAAGGUCGUAUGUUCCAAUCCCACCAUGGCCAGGCAUAUUUUUCAACCCUGCCUGGUGUGGAUAUAUACACUCAGAGUAAUAUCACACGAGCAAUUUAGAAAUAUUUCUUCAGAAAUCUUGUCUGGAUGAAUGAAAGUUUUCUUCAAAGCUUCUAAGUAAACAGGCAUGCAGAAACACACAAACAAAAACACUAGGUUAAAUUUUAACCAAGGAUUAGCCUUAGCUUAGAACAACCGACCCCUGGUCAACCUACAAAUAUUAAGGCGCUAUAUUUAAAGCUUGGUGAAACCAAAUAGACGACUAUAUAGACCCAAUACUGAAGUAAACAUUUUAUUUUACAGUCGACAAUCAAAUGUUGUAGCCGUAAACUGUAGCAAAAUACUGAUAACAGUUUUAAACAGAGUUUUUACUAAUAUUUCACGACAACAUAGCGGAUAAAUGCAAUUUAUAUUUUAUUGACAACCGCCAUGUGUUCGAGAUCAUAUUACUAUUUCACUAACAAAAAUUUACAUACAUACAAAUUUGCAUGCACAAAUUAUUCCCUGACCCCAGCGUAAAUGCAAAUUUAAUAUAAGUCGAUUAAAAAUUCUUACCUAACAGGAACAUUAGGCCCAGAUCUUUCAGUUUGGCUCUUGGGGAACUGCAGUUUUGAAAAUUCGCACGUUGGCAGCACGAUGUCGCCAGUAGAUUUCAUACGGCGCAGCCUUUCUUCAAUGAUAAAUUCAUCACAUUGUUGCCUCAAGAGCGAUAAUUCCCCUGAAAUAUGUUCGCUUAGGUUUGCUUGUUGAAAGAUUUCGACGAGCUUGCUAAGAACAUCGACUUUUUUUAAAAGCUUCCAUCCUGAUAGCAUCCAUCGAUCCAUGUAGCUUGUGAUGUAUUAUUCUUUAUCCCGUCAAGUCGACAAGUAUCGAACUUUAUUGUUGAUCAUUUGUAUUGCGCAAUCAAAAUAGAGCCACCGUGGCGCACAUGACCACAACUUGCCCUGUGAUUGGUUUGCAACGCUGCACCGUGGCAGAAAGUUACUAUAUUUAGUAACAAUUGCGCAAUUUUUUGCACGCUGACCGUGGCAUUUUGUGGCUGUGAUCGCAGCUUCGAAUUUACGACUGUUUUCCGAACAUAUUCGGCACAAUUCGGCACGCUUUCGGCGGUUUUUAUAGUUCAGUGUUUAACUGGAUAAUUAUACUAUUGAACAAGGAAUAUAUUUCGGAAGUUUUUCCUGCUUUUAGCACAUAUUACUGUAAUAUGAGAACAAUUACAAAAGAUAUUAUUCAAAUUGUUUGCUAUAGACCUGUAUUUGUUCAAUUUUGCUGUAUUUCAAAUAACUAAUAUAUACUUCUUAAAAAUGCGUAAUGCAGUCUAAUGCAGUAUCCAACAAAGGUGAACCCCGGAAAAUCCUAGGUGAGAAAAAUCUGACCGUGGCUCGAGCCACUUUUGCCACGGUCUGGAUCCGCGCCUGGUUGACCCAUUGCUGGGCAUCUCUGUGAUUUUUAUCGAAACCACAUCUUCCACAUCUGUCCUUCGACAUGCUGUCCAAUCCACCACUCGGGUUUUCUCGCUCUGUGUGCAAUUUAUUUGAGUAUCGACGGUUUCGAGGGUCUCGCUGUACCGGUUUAAUGGCAUUAAUGCCCGGGUCUUCGUCUUUCGUGAGCUUCUGUAAGCUAGCUAAAUUGGCUUCAUGGCUUCGUCCGAUUUCAAUAGCCUUUUCUAAUGUCAAAGUAUCGGCCAAAUCGAUACACUUCUCACGAACCUUCGUGUGUUUACAACUAAAAACGAUUGCAUCACGAACCAUACGUUCCUCGUCUUUAUAACCACAAUCUUUUACCAGAAUCCUGAGGUCUGUUACGAAAGACUCAAAACUCUCAUUAUCUCCUUGACGUCUUUCAUUAAAUUUCAAGGCGGCCAUGAUAUAGUUCUUACGUGGAGUACAAUAGUCCUCGAAUUUCUUUAGUACAAUUUCUUAUUUCUUUGCAUCGGCGGGUUGGGCAAAUGUAAAUCCUUCAAAUACAUCAAGUCCUUUAUCGCCUACCCACAACUUUACAUAGCUGACUUUAACGCUGUCCUCGUUAUCGUGUAAAGGACCUUCGAAAAUACACAUUGCUUGUCUAUAGAAUCGACGCCAUUCUUGAUUUAAAUCUUGUACAAUCCAAGACAUUUCUGGGGUCUUAAAUUUCGCCAUUAUAUAUAUAUUUUUUCCCCGUUUACUAAACUAUCAUAUAUAGAAAGAACUCUUCUUUCUGUUUUCAUUUAGAUUCGAGCCUGAUGGCUUGAAUUCUGCACGGAUUCAUAAGGAUCCUGACACCAUGUAAAAUAAAGACAUUCAUUCAAGAUGGCUGACAAUCACAACACAGAACGAUAUUAAUUAUUCAAACAUAAAUAUGUUACAAAUAUAUUCACCCGGGUGGGCCGAGUAUGCUUAUGCUAAUUAUGAUAUCACAGAUACCAAAUCAAAAUAGACUUAUAGCUAGAACAUUGUUAGCCCCGAUUUUCCGGACGAUAUAUAUGUUUCACAAACGCCGAAAAGAUUUUUUCUUUUCAUGUAGCUAUAUUUGAAAUUCAGGCCAUGGACUAGUUUAAAAAACAUAUAUUUCAAAGUCAUUCCAAGCUAUUUUUGCAUAUUUUCAAAAUUUGUCAAAUUUCGCGAGCUUGUAUUUUGAACUUAACCGCAGAAGUUACAUUAAGAAUGAAUUUAAUUGAAUGAAUGAAUGAAUUUAAUUUGUCACGCAAUUGUUAUACAGCCAUGAAAUUAUAAUAAAUUACGGUAAUGUAUGAUAUAACUUAUAAUAAAAUAUAAUUUUACAAAUAGGAUUAUGUGACGACUGGGUUUGAUUUGAAACCAUUAGGCGUAUUUAAUAUCAAACCUCCUCAUAUUUCUAAUGAAUACAGAUAUGCUAAUUAAUUAAUAUAAGGUGAGCAAAGGUAAUUUUUUAAUUUCCUUGUAAAAGACGAAAGCGAUUUACUAUUUACAAUAUACAUAUCCAAACUGUUGUAAAGGAAUGGACCUUGAUACUUCAUUGAAAAUUGUCGUAUAUUUGUUCUAGGUGUUAUAAUGUGAAAUUCAUUAGCUCUCCUAGUGUCAUAAUUAUGCACUUGCUUAUUAAUGUAAAACAUACUUCCGAAAUGCCCUGGCAGCAGGUUAUGUUCAUACGAAAAUAUAAACUGUCCUGUUUGUAUGAUAUGCGAAUGUCAUUAAAUUUUAAUAGCCGAAGAUUCUUAAAAAUCAAACCUGUAUGAGAAUCAAGUCUACUAUUAUUUAUGAUUCUAACAACACGUUUUUGAAGAGUCACCAUGAAGACGAGAUAAAUUGGACGAAUAUGUGGACGCCCAAGCAAUAUUACAAUAUUGUAAGUGUGGGUAUACACCAUUGAGUACGUAGUACAAUGUUAACAAUGACUUCUUCAGAAAAAAAGAAACUAAAUUUACACAUGCAUGAUUCCUAUUGAUUUGGAAAUCUUAUUUGACACAUGAUUAAUGUGAGAUUUCCAUGAAAGGUGUUCAUCUACAACAACCCACAGAAAACCAAUUUCUCCAAUUUGACUAAUUUCUCUAUCAUUUAACACCACCCUGAAGUCCACUUGCAACCUUUUUUGUUCAGGACUGAAAAUCAUAAAUUUGGUUUUACCUACAUUUAAAGAUAGUUUGUUCACCCGAAGCCAAAUCGAAAUUUUUUCUAGCUCUUGGUUGACCAUAUUAAUCAAGUGCACUGCAUUUGCAUGGGAAAAGAACAAACUUGUAUCAUCACGAGCGAGUAAGAUUAAUUUUGCCAAACUUGAAACAUUACAUAUGUCAUUAAUAUAUAUCAAAAACAACAAUGGACCUAAGAUUGAUUCCUGUGGUACUCCGCAUGUUAUAUACUUCAAGGUGGAACACGAGUCAGCAACCUCAACAAAUUGCUUCCGGUCAGAAAAAUAACUUUUGAUCCAGUUCAACGCCAUACCACGAACACCAUACCGUUCCAGUUUUUCAAACAGAAUGCUAUGGUCCACCGUGUCAAAAGCCUUAGAUAUAAGUUCAGGAAAAUUCCAACAGCGAAUUCCUUUUUAUCGAUUGCCUCAGAAAUUUUAUCAUACAAAUCAACAAGAGCCAACGACGUUGAGUAGCCCUUUCUAAGACCAUAUUGGUUAGCACAUAAAUGUUAUGUUUGUUUAAAUAUUUUAAUAACCUAUUACAAAACACUUUCUCUAAAAUUUUUGAAAAUGCAAGUAAAAUGGAAACAGGUCUAUAGUUACUAAAAAUAAAUUUCUCCUCCGCCUUGUACAAAGGAAUAACUUUAGCUAUUUUCAUUUUAUCCGGAACAACAAAGACAAAUUUAUAAUAUGUGUUGAAGGUUUUGAAAUUAAAUCAGUAGAUAAUUUAAUGACAGACAUUGAAAUGUCAUCAUAGUCAGCAAGCACCCUUAGUAAAUUUUAUUUUAUUUUCUAAUACGGGCUCAUGCAAGAAAAAUAGAAUUUGGAAAUUCUCCAAGAAGGAAUGACGUAGUAGGAACUGAGGAUGUUAAUUGGAAUUUACCAAGCAAGUGAGGGUCCUACAUUACUAAAAUAGUCACAAAAAUUAUUGGCAAUUUCUAUAGGAUUCGACAUUUCCCUUCCAUCUAGUUUAAAUUAAAGAUAGUGUUCAAUCUAGGUUUUGAUGAUUUCCUAUUAAUAAUGCUAUUUAAUAUUUUCCAUGUUUCUUUCAUAUUUGCUUUAUUAUCAGUGAGUUUCUUAUCACAAUAAAUGCGCUUUGCGAUUCUAAUAGAAUGUGUUAAUUUAUUUUUAUAAAUCAUAUAUUUACUUUCAGUUAUUCGAUUUUGCAAAAAUUGUUUAUAUAAUUUGUUUUUCUUGUUUAUGGACCUCCUAAGGCCAUUAGAAAUGCAAGGCUUGCAGAUUUUAGAGUUACUUUAAAUUGUUACGUUCUUAUUGGGAAACAAUUAUUAUAAAUAUUCGCAUAGGUAUCAUAAAGCUCUGUGUAAGAUAAAAUAAGAUAAGAAGCUUUAAUCGAACUCGCGAAAUUUACAAUGCCAAAUGAGAACGAAACAAAAGACAUUACAACAAAGGCGAGUUAGAUAUGGGAUCGGCGAACGGACUCGAAGUCCCAACAAGGCAAAUCCCGCACAUAAAUUAUAACUAGAAAUUUACACUAUUAAGAAAACACAAAAUUUCAAUUAAAAGUUCUCUAAUACCACUGAACAGACAGCCCAGUCUCUCGCUCAGGUUGACUGCACAUACCAACAGCCACUUGAAACAAAUUAAUUUAAUGGAAAUUAUUUCGGAAAAUAAUCUUAACCCAUGCGCUAUAGUACUAACCCUAAUUCUGGUUUUAAGAUAAGGAUGCAUAUUGUACAGUCAAUCUGAGGAAGAGACCGGGAUGGUACAGUGUAGCAUUCUCCUCAGUAACACACCUUCGCUGCUUAUUAACUAACAACAGGAAAGGCUGUCAAUAGACCUACCUACGUAUCAAAAACGUUCCGUAACUUUAUAAAAUAAUGUUUAUAUAAACGAGAUUUAAACGCACUGAUGGAAGAUGAUUUGCGUAUUUCAAGUGGUAGAUUAUUCCAACGCUUUACAACACGAUUGAAGAAGGAGUCUCUAAAUAAUGAAGUACGGAGACGGUUUACUGGAUACAGAUUUAAUCUAUCAAUAGAGCUCCUGGUGCGACCACUUGAGACUUGUAUGUAAUCUUCAAGCUGUACACAUUAAAUGAACCGCUCAUAUACUUGUAAACAAAGCAUAAGGCACGACACUCCAACCAGUAGGAAAUAGGAAGCAGGUUGAGAGUAAUCAAGCGGGACUUGUAGUUGGGUCGGACAUGAUGAUCGUUGCUGCAGUUGAGGAUGAAACGCGUAGCUCGCCUCUGCACACUCUCCAAUAGUUUUAAGUCCGUUCUGCAUGACUGAGGAGCCCAGAUUUCGCUAGCAUAACUUAGGUGGGAGCGCACCAGUGAUAAGUACAUCGACCUUCUGUGGGCAGGCCCAGUUAAGGUAACGCCGAAGUGUCGUCGUUGGAAGCCAAGUGUCUUGUUUGCUUUGGCAACAACAGAAGAAUUUGGAGGUCCCACGUCAGCUUGUUUGUUAACUAAGACCCCCAAGUCUUUUGAUAAGGGAACGACAGCGAGUGGGUGGCCAUUGAUGGUGUAGGGAUUGACGUAGGGGAUUCCAGUAUACUGCUUCACUUUCUGGAUAUUUUUAAUACUUCGCAUUUGUUCUUGUUAAAAGAAAGUCCCCAAUCUUGAGGCCAUAUGGACACUGAAUGUAAAUCUUGCUGAAGGGCAGUAUAAUCGUCUGAGUUACGAACCACACGGGAACAUUUAGCAUCAUCAGCGAAAAGAGCAAUAGAUGUUGAAUCGUUACGUACAGAAGGAAGAGAAAAGGUCCCAAUUGAUCAAUAUUGUCUUCUAUCAAGGUCCAAUUUACACUUCUUCAUAAAUUUUCUUUGAAUUUUUCUAUGUUCUUUGAUUUUUUCUCUUGAAAAGUUAUCGUGACAUUUUUUAUUUGGUUGUUGUAGUUUUUAAAUAUUGUGGAAAAAAUAGGAAGAUGAUGUCAGAAAAAAAGAGACCAUUUUUGAUAUGACAAUCAAAAUGAUUAGAAAGAAUAUUGUCAUAUGACAAUCAAAAUGAUUAGAAAAAAUGUGGCGGAGUGUGCUAUGAUCCUAGUUAGAAGUGGGAUGCGGGGAUAUAGCAUGUUAGAAAAAAGCUAUUCACAAAUUCUUCAGUUUUGUUAUGACAUUGAUAAUUCAUAAAGUUUAUAUUAAAAUCACCAAAUAUAAAGCAUCGUUUGUUUUCUCUCGAUAUUUUUUCAGCUAAGCUAUUAAAUUCAUGAACUAAAGUAUUGAGAUUUUGAUCUGAUGGUCUGUAAACAACUCCAACAAUAGAAUUUUUCCCUUGAUAAUUAAUCACCUCAAUAAAUAAUGCGUCUAUUGAAUUUGAAUCUGAAAAAUGCAAAUCAUUUCUGCUCUUAAACUGCAAUUCACUUGAAAAAUACAAUCCAACACCACCACUUGUUCUAUUUUCUCUGUGUUUGUGAAUAAAGGUGUAACCGUAGCCAUCUUGGAUGGAAAAUGUGAGGUAUAUAUAAUUAAAAUUAAUUUCAACUUACAUUUCAUUCUCAUAUCACGUUUUUCUUCGUUUAUUACGGUAUUAAACAAGCCAUAGCUGAACGUAUACGAUAUUUGCUCCCAUGUUCACGUCGCCAUAUUCACUUCUUCCAAUCACUCGAUUACAAAAAAAGUCAUGCCAAAACAAGGAAUUCAUGAUCGAAUUUUAAAAGAAUAACCGUCAAUUUGUAAAUCGUUUGAAUGUAAAGCAAAAAAUGGUCAGCUUAAACAGCUUCUUGCUAACUGUCUGCUUUGUUUUGAAUGUAAAUGCAAUGGAGCUUUGUUUCUGCCCGCGAAUUUGUGGUCAGCGACGACAAAUUUCCCACCUGUUUACGAUAGCUCAACUAAAGAAAGGAAUAUGAUAAUUAAACUUGUCUCAGCCAAUAGAAAGCGUUGAGUUGAACAAAUGUGAACAGUACAGUCGUUCAGUUGAUGAAGCUAUUCGUUCGUUUUCGUGCUUCGGUGCAGGUUAACUAAUAAGACAAUUGGGGAGGGGAAUGUGUGUGUGUGUGUGUGUGUGCGUGUGCGUGUGCGUGUGCGUGUGCGUGUGUGUGUGUGUGUGUGUGUGUGUGUGUGUGUGUGUGUGUGUGUGGGCAACCCAGAGGACGUUGACUACUUUAAUUUAGCACAGAAUACUAACCUAUUCAGAAAGUCAUCUCUAUUGUUUUUUGAGAAUUAAAGUGCCAUUCAUCAUCGAUCCGCCCCUCAGCAAAUGCCCUAUGCAGAAAUGCAAUAGAGGCGAUGACGUCAGGGUAGUGAGAGCUUCUGUUUAGGGCACUUGCUGAGGGGCGGACCAAUGACGAAUAGCGCUUUAAUUCGCAAAAACAAUAGAGAUGACUUUCUGAAUAGGUUAGCAUUCUGUGCUAAUGCAUUCAAAAUCCUUCAGCAUGAGCUCCACCUUUGAAUUUACUAUAUGAGUAAAUUGUUAACACGUCCAAAUUUAUCAAUAUAGUAAAUUCGCGACACAUGUUGAUCCCUAUACCUAACCCCUAACACCUAAUCUUAAUCUAACCCUAAUCUAAUCUAAUCUUCAUUUGACACUUAUCCGAAUUUUUUUCGAAAAUCUCGUCUAUUCAGCGUACAACGAGUGCGAGCACUGAUGUUGGACAUUGGAAAGAAGAAGCAUCAUCAGUUGUUUCAACCUCAAGUAUGAUGUCCAUCAUAUUUACGGCAGUUAAAGACCCAAUGUCCACUCUAAAUAAAACAGCAGUUCAAACGGCUGCAAGUGAGAUGGCCAUGACCAUGAUUUCUUUUUCUACUGAAAAUAUUGGCCACAUCAAAGACGUAACUUCGUCAGUUACACCAAGCUUAAGUGUGAUGACCACGUCAAAAUAUUCAAUGCAUUCAACUUCGAUUCAACCUUCAUUUUCGACAUUUGCAGGUAUGUUGACUAUACGAUUAUAUCGCAAACAACACUAAUAAACCAGCUGGUAUGUUUUAGCUACAUGAUUUAAAAAUAGCAUGCGUUACAAUGAAUAGCCGCCUAAAGUGUCCAUAAAAUAGCUGCAGCAACUUUAUGUAUAUAAAGCAUACACUCCGUAUGAAUUAAUAUUCACAAUAUUUAACAAUUCGCCGAAGGCGAGGUGAUUAGCUAGCGGGGAAUAUUAUACCUCAACCUCAAAUUGUCCAAUCAGGAAGCUAAGUUUGCGCCACGUGAGCAUGAAAUUAAUCGCGAUAUCACGCCUUAAGUCAUCAAUUAGCGAGAAUGCGUUCCUUUUGACAAUGUUCCGCCCCAUGUUCCCCGGGGAUUUUUAAUUCUCAACUUGGAAGCUUUUAAUUUGCGGUAUAAUACAUCAUUUAUAGACCCUCCGCUCGGGGGAUUCGGCGAAAUAUUGCACUCAGUGAUGAUAAUAUCAUCACUUUGGGUAAUAUUUCGCCAAAUCCCACUCGCUCCAGGUCUAUAAAUGAUAAAUAUUCGCCGAGACGAAGUCGAGGUGAAUAUUCCCCAAUAAUCACCGUGCCUGAAGCAAAUAAUUGUUUUAGUAUUUUUACACAAGUCUUUUGUGUUUUUGGGACUGAAUUUAUUUUAAUUUCGCUUAUUUCUUUAUCAGUAACUUCCACAAAACUGCUAGCCGCCACUUUGAAAAUUAGGUGGAGGUAAACAUUAUGUUAUGCCAUACCUGCUGUAAUAUCUAAAGGGAUCACCAUAGUCGUAACCCCAUUAUUGGCUUUAAUGGAUGACCAAGUAAAGAGGUUAAAGCAAAAAAUGUCUGUUUACUACAUUAACUCAAUGAUGUCAGAAGAUGGGAAAGAUACUGUUCUUCACUGUCUUUCUGAAUAUAACAGCUUAAUACGUCAAAUUUGACCAAUCAACGUGUAGGAUUUGUUAUGUUAACUUAUGCAAAAAUACUAAAUUGUUUUACUUCCAAGUUUGAAAUCAAAGAUAUAGUUAUGAGUCGGAAUUUCAACGAAGACUGAGAGAAUGAUUGAAAAGGACACGAAGUUGGAGAAUAUAUUAUCGAGCUUGAGCCGGCGCAGAUGGUUGGACAGCCCCAUCAUAAUUACAAUUUUUUGUUUCAGAAAAGAGUUGUGCCAGUUUAUAUAAAGCGGGGCACAGAUAUGAUGGUGUAUAUACAAUCAAACCAGAUGACGGGGAACCUUUUCAAGUCAGGUGUGACAUGCGAACAGACGCUGGAGGCUGGACAGUGUUUCAAAGACGACAAAACGCAAGUGUGGAUUUUUUUCGCGGUUGGCAAGAAUAUAAAAACGGUUUUGGUAAUUUGAACGGAAAUUUCUGGCUUGGGUUGGAGAAAAUACAUCGUCCGACACAAUCUGAUAAAAAUUUUCUUCGAGUCGACUUGACAUAUUUUACGAACGAACUAGCUUACGCAGAGUAUGGGACUUUUUCUGUGGCUUCUGAAUCUGAAUUCUUUAAACUGGAAGUUGGCAGCUUUUCAGGUAAGUAUGAUAGUGUAAGAAAUAAUUUGCAAAUUUUAAGCCAUAUACAGCAAUCUAACAAGUAUUUAAUAGGCUGAGCAUGAUAUGAAGAAUUAUCAAAGCCAGGUUUGCGUUAUAAACUGAAAGCGGAGGACCAAAUAAUUCUACAUAUCAUGUGAAAAUUGGAUUCAAUAAUUGUCAUAUUAUUUAUUUAUUAAUAGAUGUAAACAUUCGCACUUGAAAUUUCUCCCAAAUAUCAUGACGAAUCCUUUUAAUCAGCAGUUUCGAGAAGUUCGUGUCCCUAACUUCCAAAUAUUUAUGAAAAACAACACGAUUUCUAUUUAGCCUCUUAAUAUACAAUAUUAGCUCCCGGAGAAAAGUGGCAGAUAGGGAAGCCAUCUUGUUUGACCAUCAUUGUAGUUUGAGCAUGCAGUCAUAGUGUGCGGAAAAAAGUAUUUUUGUUUCCCAACGUUUUGAUUAUAUUUUAGUCAUCCUGAACCAUUCCUGUGUAUUUUGCGUGUAUUAUUUGAUGGAUUUUAAAAAGCAUGGCAUUUAGCAGUUUUGGAGAGUCCAGUAAUUGUGUGGUGUCUUACGCACCACAUUCAACCCUCCAAAACUAAAUUAGCUUCCCACGCCCCUGGAGAGGAGAAUAAAAAAUCAUGUGUAAAUAUCAGUAAGCUCAUUCAUUUACUGUUUCGUAACUUAAGAUCGUUGUUGAAAAUGUUUCAAAACAUUCAAACAAUUUUGUAGAACAUCUCACAAUAUAUCCCAGUUUCGUAUUGUUGUUAAUUUUCGUAGAUAAGACAUUGCAUCGCAUUGGAAUUUAGUUGCCUGUCAUGCCUGACAUUCCCCUGACAAGAGUUCCAUAAGUUUCUAAUGUAUUAUACUUUGAUUACUUUUUUAUUUUAAAAUAAAAUUGAAAAAUAGAUUAUAAUUUAUGACAGUGAUUGAUUUAGACUGCUAUCAUUGAAGGAACUGUAAGAUACCGUUCUAGUAAUUUUAAUAAGAAUUCUAAACAAGGGAAAUGUUGAACGUAAAUAUAAUGAAAAUGAAAAUUUGGAUAAAAUCUUUAUAUAAAAUUUCUUUAAAUGCUCAUUUAGCAAUUCACGAUGAAAAUUCAAAAGAGAUUUGUGUUUAUUCGACACCUGUAUGUCUAAUCAAUAUUAGUAUAAACCUACUAGUAGGCUAUCAUAUAUCGUGCGUUCUGAUUGGCUACGCUACUAGUAGGCUAUUAGUGAUAGCCUACUACAGGGCGUAGUAAAACACUACGUAGUAAAGGUGUUUUACAGCGCCCUGCCUACUAGUAGCAACAAGCGGCGAAGGGCGCGAGAGUCAAUGGCCGUUUUUAAGUAUUAAAAGCUGCAUUUAAAGGGAAAAAGCUUAUCAAAAUGGCGGCUUAGUUUUGGUUCUGGAUUACACACAAACAAAGAAUCUUGGAAACUGCUGACACAUGCGGUAAAAUUUUUAAGUUUUCUCAACUUUGCUCGUAGUUUUGAACAUGAAAGUGACAGGCGAAUUUUUAAAAUAUAUGCACAAUGUUUGUUAAUAUUCCAAGCAGAACUGUUGAAAUUCAAGAAUACUUUAAGGUAUUUACCCCUGUUUUCUCAACCUCUUUAGUGUGUGCUUGUUUUAAGUACGAGUUCAUGUAUUUAGCUGUCAUUUUAAAGAGUUUUUUUCGUUUAAAUUUUGGGAUUUUGGCCGAGUUUUUCGCUUUUUCGAGCCUUUUUUAUAACUAUUGUCUAUGUAUACACUAGAUUAUGGAAAUUGUUUGCCUCUUUAUGUUCCAGAUAUUUUAAAGAUUUCAACGACAUUCGGAUAAUCGGAUUCUUUUGCAUGUGUGCGCAUUUUUAUACGGCUUUUUAACGUAAACUUUAUUUACUAAUUUAGUAACAAUUCGGGAAGCCAUUUUGUGUUCGAAAUUUUGGACUUUUUAAGCCUUGUUUGCUUCUUUUAAAUAAGUUUUAAUUAACCAAAAUUUGCUUCUACAACGGUUUCUUACUAUUAUACUGUUUUACGACAUGUUUUUUAACUUUUUUAAAACUCACAAGAUGUAUUUUUCAAGUCAUUCUUGGGAGUUCGCAACACUGAGUAGUUGUCAACAAAGCCAAGGCGAAAUGUCGGCAAUGCCAAAGGAAGCCAUUUAAACGCUCAUUUUGUUAAAACGUUAUUAUUUUACAUAAAAAUCAAGUGAAAAAUUCCGUGUUCUUUGUGUGGUUUAUACUAAAACAAUUAGACAACUCAGCCUCGUUGUCUCUGAACGAAUAGUCAACUCGGCUUCGCCUCGUUGACUAUUCGCUCAUAGACAACUCGGCUUCGUUGUCUAAUUGUUAAUUAGCCUGCCUUUUAAAUCAUCAGACAAAUCGGCCGCUCGUGUUGUAAACAUUAUAUAUAAAUUAGUGUUCUAAUAUAAAUUAUUGCACCGACCCAUGUUUCUCCUAAGGUGGCCAUUUUUCUUAUGAUACAAACUUCAGUGCUUAAAGUAAUAUUUUUAGGUAAUGCUCGAGAUUCGUUGAGUUACCACAACAAUAUAAAGUUCACCACUAAAGACAAAGACAAUGAUGGAAAUGGAAAUCGUAACUGUGCUGCGCGACAAAAAGGUGGUUGGUGGUAUAAGUUCUGUUACUCCUCCAACCUCAACGGUCAGUACCUCAAGGCCGGUGAGCAAUCAGAGUCGGGUAUUAACUGGCACAAAUCGAAAAACGACGUCAUAUCUAUGAAGAAAACAGAGAUGAAAACACGACCUGUAACAUUUUAG
Paramuricea clavata is the source of this 18396-nucleotide messenger RNA. NCBI's taxonomy places the organism in Eukaryota, Metazoa, Cnidaria, Anthozoa, Malacalcyonacea, Plexauridae. The record is from the annotation of a GenBank genome assembly.